AUCGUCAGCGCGUUGGCUUGCGCGUGAUGUGAUUCAGUUUCUCUCACAGUUUCCCUGUCGCAUCAUUGCUAACCGUUACGAGGUGAGGAGGUAAUCCGCCGUGCGAGAUCCCGUCCGAUCCGCCAAUAUUCCGUCAAAGUGCUCCGCGCGUAUACGCAGCGCGGUGAUAAAUUGCGCAGAAACGCGUAACACGGAAUACAGCGUGUCUGAAUGCGCGAGUAAUGAUCGAGUGAGCCACCCGCGAUCACCGACAACGCACACCCGCGACGACGCAUCUCGGGACCUGUGCAUCAUGGGCCUUUGAGAGGGCGGUAUCGAGGAAACGGUGCUCUCCCGACAAGGGAGAGGAUCGCCGUAUAGGGACGACGAUUGGGCAUAGGAAGGGCUGGGUCAGCGAAAGAAGAGGGUGGCCGCUACCUGACACCGGGAGAGGCGAACUCGAAGAUUCGCGCAUACCCGUCUGACCGGCUAUCACGACCGCCAUGUUAUCCCGGAACAGCCGCAGCGGUGUUACAUCGGGCGCGCGGUCGCUGGCGCCGCUGCUCUUCUAUCUCCUCGUGCUCGGCGCGGCCGCCCUCGAUGAAUCCGAUAUAAAUAGAUUAGAAACAGUGGCAGAAUCGAAAACCGAAAAGCAGAUAGCAUCGCUAGAAAUCCGAUCAUCGCAGGAUAUCGAGGGCAUAGAAGCAGGUAGCACACCGUCGCUAGUAUGCAAACUCAACGUGCCGGGUCAAGUCUGGUGGAGCACUGGUGGCAGGAAUCUCACCACCAUCAAGGAUCUCGAGAUUUAUUCUGGACGAUUUGAUAUAAAGAAGGCCAGCAGAAACGACACGGGCGAUUACAAAUGUUCCGCGCAGACCGCCGAUGGCGAAUCUCUCGAAAAAAACAUUCAUAUCAGAGUGAUAGAACCCGGCAAAAUAAUAUCCAGCGGAGAUGUGAGAGCGAAAGUCAUGGAAGACGCCAACUUGACAUGUCACAUACACGGUUAUCCAUUAUCUCAAUUUACUUGGUUAAAAGGGAAUGAUUCAGAGAGCAGCGAGCAUUUGAAGGAUAUCACUGCAGUCACAUGGAUAAAUGAGACUUAUGCCAUCUUAAUCCUGGAGUUCAAGAGUCUAGCGCGUAAAGACAAUGGCACGUACGUAUGUCAGGCGAGCGACUACAAUGGGGUAGUGAGUGCCACGACACAUUUAUUUGUCAUCGAUGUGCCUAAAGUCAGCAUAGAUUUCAUGAAAGCAGUCGGUGCUGGGAAUAUAUAUUUAAAUUGGACCGUCAAUGACGGUAACGAGCCGAUUAAGAAAUACUUUAUUCAGCAUAUGAAGAACGGUACAGAUCAACGACAGUAUUAUGCUGAGCAGAUCGGCGGCGGUAAUUCGAGUUACGUUCUCAAAGGAUUCGAGAGCGGCACAGCAUAUCAAUUCGGCAUUAGUGCUACAAAUGCGGUGGGCACAUCGUAUAUGCAAUUGGAUCCGCGAUGGAUUACUACGCUUGAAAAAGACCCGGUGUUUGUGCCAAAAGUGUCCGUGAACGGUGUGACAGAGAAUUCGAUUACGAUAGGCUGGACUUUACCACCGCCGGAUUUGAAAGAACACGUGCAUUAUUAUAAUUUGAUGGCUACUCACGCCGAGCAGAAAAGAGAAGCGAUGUAUCCUGCUCAACCGUUCACCGUGUACGCGUUCGUGAAUCUCGAUCCGGCGACCACAUAUAAAUUCAAGAUAGCUGCCUGCAGCGAGUACACAAAGCAAUGCGGCAAUUGGAGCACUGAAGUAAAUGGCACUACACUUGAUGGAGUGGCCAGUCCUCCAAAAAAUCUCGUCGUUACUUGCCGCUAUGACAAUAUAAGCAGCUCCAGUUUUAUGUCUAUUACGUGGAAAUCUCCGGAGAAGCCAAACGGCAUUAUACAGCGUUACAACAUACAAUUGAACGGCGUAGCGAAUUUCAAAAAUGAUUUAGGACGUCUAGACAUUGAUACCUUUGAACCACCCAGUUGGAGCGUAAAAAGAAAUAGCACACGAUACAAUCAAAUACCUCCCAAUACAAAUUAUACGGUUCGGGUACAUGGAGUGACUAGGUCUCGCACUCCCGGCAAAGACGCUGUAGGAAAUUGCACGACGCCGGUUACGGUUCCAGAUCGCGACAGCAUGAACUUGCGCAGCUGGCGGAAGAUUGAAAGUCAGGGUCGACAAUUGUUCAAACUUUAUCUACCACGCAUCUCUGAGCGGAAUGGCCCUAUCUGCUGCUAUCGCAUCUACAUGGUAAAACUGCCACCGCAGAAAACGGUCCGGGAUCUGCCGCCACCCGAAGAGAUCCCGGUAUACUCUUAUCAGUACGUGCACAGUUCGCCAAACAGCGGUGCUUAUAUCGUCGAGACAUUCGAAAGCGAUCAGUUAUUAAGCGAGAUCUUCCUCGGCGACGGUGAGUCAUCCAUCGGCGGCGCGAUGUGCGACAAGUGCGUCGGUUUGCGACCCAAACCGACUCCACCAUUACUACACUUUGUCCCGGAGAUCCCGUCGACUACCGCUUCGACCAACGCGAACAGCACUACCGCCAUCACUAUAACAACAACAAUGUCGCCAACGACAACUGCGAGCAAUAGCAGUAGCGGCAGCAUGAUUGUCAACUCAUCCACUGUGUUGGCGACGACUACUAUCAGCACUUCCGCGAAAAUAGAUGUAACUACGGCAAUCCCGAUAAUUAUUAAUGCAACCGAAAAAGCGGAACGACGGAAAAGAGAGGACUUGCCCGUUCAAAAGGCAUCUGUGGACGGAUCAAGCGUGGAAUCCAAUAUGUUAUUGCCUUACGAUGGCUUUCUUGAUGAAACAUCGAAUUAUACCGGUUUUAUCGAAGUGAUUGUCUACGAUAAUCAGAGAAAUCAACUUCUAUCGGCUUACAGCAGUUAUUUCAAUCCUCUUUACGGUGGAGUAGAUCCUCUCAGCGUAACAGCCGCGGAGGCGACUACUAUCAGAGAAAUGAUAAUACAACUCUUCAUUGCUCUCAUCUUGACUCUUAUGAUACUGUUUAUCGCACUUUGCAUACUAUAUAGAUUUACAAAACGUUCGCAAGAAAGGGAGGAAGUUAUAACGCUGCGCAAUAGUUUUAGGCAUCUCUGUAGAAGCCUGAGAAGCAGACAUCAGCUUGUGGCAGCGAGUCCGCCGGAUAUGCCGCCAAUACCCAAGAGUGAGUUAUUACAGGCAUAUUUAGAACGCCAUCGAGACUCAGAUUAUGGUUUCCAACACGAAUUCGAACUGUUACCCGACCGAUUUACGGAUAGAACAACGCGCGCAUCCGAAGCACAGGAGAAUCUCUAUAAGAAUCGUUAUCCAGACAUCAAGUGUUACGAUCAAACAAGGGUGCGUCUGGCGCAGAUAGACGGUAUCUGUGGUUCUGAUUACAUCAACGCCAAUUUUGUGCUGGGUUAUAAAGAGCGCAAGAAAUUUAUCUGUGCCCAAGGCCCGAUGGAGAACACUGUAUGCGACUACUGGCGCAUGAUCUGGGAACAGCAUCUCGAGCUGAUACUUAUGCUGACGAAUCUUGAGGAGUACUCGAAAACAAAAUGCGCUAAGUAUUGGCCAGACAAGCGUGAAACUAAGAACUUUGGCGACAUCACGGUAGAGCAUGUCAAAGAGCGUGCCUACUCAGACUAUGUGGUGCGCGAGUUAAAAAUGACACGGUUAGGUGAACGCGAUUCCCGCGCGAUCGUGCAAUAUCAUUUCCUCGUAUGGAAAGACUUUGUUGCACCCGAGCAUCCGCACGCAAUUCUACGUUUCAUCAAACGUGUCAAUGAGGCAUAUUCGCUCGAGAAGGGACCGAUAUUGGUACAUUGCAGCGCCGGUGUGGGUCGAACCGGCACGCUUGUGGCAUUAGAUUCUCUGUUGCAACAGUUGGCUGAGGAAAACCAAGUGUCCAUUUUCAAUACUGUGUGUGAUCUGCGGCAUCAGCGUAAUUUUCUCGUGCAAUCUCUUAAGCAGUACAUUUUUAUCUAUCGUUCACUUAUGGAAAUGGCGCAAUACGGUGAUACGGAAAUUUCGGCAUCGCAGCUCAAGGCUACGGUUGCUAAACUUAGGCAACGAGACAAUGGCAAGGAGAAAUGUAGAAUGGAGGAGGAAUACGAUAAAAUCAGUUCCGUAUUGGAAGAUCGUAAGUCUUUCUCCGUUGGUGGCGGAGAGGAGAAUAGAUCGAAGAACAGAAGCGAAUUGGUAAUACCAUACGAUAGAAAUCGAGUGAUUCUCACCCCAGUCCCAGGCAGGGAACAUUCGACGUAUAUUAACGCAUCAUUCAUCGAAGGUUACGAUAAUUCCGAGUCAUUUGUCAUUACACAGGAUCCACUAGAAACCACUAUAACAGAUUUCUGGCGAAUGAUCUCGGAACAAUGCAUUUCUACAAUAGUCAUGUUAUCUGAUUUAAAUGAAGGCCCACGAAAAUGUCCACGCUACUGGCCAGAUGACGAAACUAAUUACGAUCAUAUAAAAGUCCGUUACAUACACAGCGAAAGUUGUCCGUACUACACGCGUCGCGAAUUUAACAUUGUGAAUACUAAGACUGACGAAAACGGAGUCGUGAAGCAGUAUCAGUAUCAUGGGUGGCCGACGGUGGAAGGUGAAGUACCUGAAGUAACACGUGGUCUCAUCGAGUUGGUGGAUCAGACGUUGACAAAUGACACCGAGACAAACGGUUCAUUGGUAGUGCACUGCAGCUAUGGAUCAGAUCGGAGUUCCAUGUUUGUUGCACUCAGUAUAUUGGUCCAGCAAUUGCGCACUGAGAAGCGCGUGGAUAUCUUUACGACGACGAAGAAAUUGCGCUCUCAGCGACACGGCAUGAUUAGCACCUUCGCGCAAUACGAGUUUCUUCAUCGCGCCAUCGUGAAUUAUUCGGAUCUUCACAAUUUGGCUGACGACGAAUCUGUGUCAUAAUAUUUGGAUACAUAAGUAUAAGCAAGAUUAGAUUAUUCUAAAUACUCUGUUUUGGGCGGACUUGUGCAUGGAGGACGAGUUCUGUGACGAUUUUGAGAAUCCACGAACGUUCGAACAAACGUACUGCCCCAACCAAAGAUGAACAAGUACUUGAUGAAGAAUCAUUGACAUUUUAUUAUCAUCGUUAUCCUCGUCAUCAUCAUUGCCAUUAAAUCAGGCUAAUUGCGACGCACAACGCGGAUUCGUAUGCGAAUCUAAAGACUAUUUGUAUAUAAUACAUCAGCAGAUUUUAUAUAUGCUGAUCAUAAGUUAACUUCAGAAGAGAGAAAUUAGAAGAGGAGCAUUAGAGGAGAUUAACUGAAAACCGAUUUAUUGUCCGUCUUAUCGUACGUGGAUUUUCGAUGAUGUUGGUGAAAAUCGCAAAGUGCAGUGCGUGACGACAUCAUGAAACCGUUAUAGAAGCUUAUUUUUUAUCAAUAGUUUAAUAAUUCAAUCAGAGCGUAAUGUAUCUACAGUGCGUUGAAGUUUUCAAAUCGUGAUCCGACAUUCUCAUCGGAAUUGUCAUGGUUGUACAGCGAGGGAUUGGCACAAAAAUAGACGAAUAUAGGUAUGUCUACGUAUGUACAUUCUUCUGAUACAUGACACAGUUAAAGCUCCGUUUUACUCUUGCGAGUCACAACUGAAGCAAAACGAUGAAAAACCUCGAUGUUGCGAUUAAUCGCACAAUUCGAGAACCGGCUAGAACUUCUCUGAGACUUAACGCGAAAUGUUAUCUUAGCAUCUGCUACAGAACAUUUUCCUUCAAAGUAAGUGAAACGAAGCUAAGUAAAAUACCGUUACCUUCGUUUAUCGCAAAAACUUCGAGAAGAAAGGUUUCCUGUCAUAAUGAGUAAUAUUAAUGAGAUUACGCGCGUGUUGCGUAGGUUUAUAUAUUCUUCAACGAUAUAUGCGUUAUUAUUACAAUGUAUUACGCGUUUCACGCGUGUGCUGAUUUAUCUUCUAAAAGGAAAGACUGAUACUCUUUAUUCAGUUUGAAAUGCGACGCUUUUAAGACAUGCAUCUCAUUUGCACAAUAUUGAGAUUUUGCUGUGAAUCGUAAUAUUGUGACUAUAAAGGGGCGAGAAUGGAUGACAAAAAUGUUCUUUUUUCUUUUUAUUUUUCAUUCUUGGGGAAAAGUUUAUUACAUAUACAUAUAAAUAUAUGUGACAUGCUUUUUUCACGUGUGACGAGACACAAUUCGAGAAAAAAUGGAUAUAAGAUCAUAUAUAUUGUCAUUAUGAUCUCACAAUUACAUAAGUCUAUUUUUUCUCAGAAAGGGCUAUGUUCUAACACAAAUUAAAAGCUAAACGGGCUGGGCAAAAUAUAUCGUAAAGUUUUAUCCUAAAUGCAAAAUACAAAUUGUAAAAUAUUUUAUAAGAUAUAUUUCAAAAAUGAGAUACAAAAGUGAUUCAACAUACAUGAUAUUUGAAAAUUUGAUUUAGAAUAAGAAAAAUGAUAUUUUAUAUAUAUUCAAGCAUUAGCGCAAUGUUCGCGAAUCGCCCGGCCCUGCGAGAAGAGACGACGGCGGAAAAAAAUUGGCGAUGUUUUUAUGAGAAAAAAAAUUAAAUUUCAGAUUAAAAGCAGAGAAGGAUAUAAUUAUGCGUUUCAUUCCUUCGCACGUUCGUUCAGUUCUAGUCAAGUUUAAACUCCAGCACGUGCGUUGCCAAACUAUAACCUUUUGCAAGAAGCAGGAGACAAUCAUGUUAAUUACGAUUUGCAUCGCAUCGUCCGAUUAUUUCCUUUUUCUUUCUUUCUUCGCAGGUAUCACUCUCAUUCCAUUUUAAUCGGACGCUCUCCGAUAAGAGACACGAAAUGUUAUAAGUCUAUAAUUUUAUCUCGAAAUUGAAAUCACAUCUCAAUAAUGAGAAGUAAAAUAGUUAAGUAAUAAUUUAAGAAAUUAUUUUUUUUAAACAAGUUAAAAAUAAAAAAACAUUAAAAAAUAAUAAUUAGUUAAACAAUUAUGAAUUAUAAUAUUUUCUCCAAAAAUCUUACAAAGAAGGAAAAAGAAUGAAAUUAGCAAUCAAUUAAAAUUACAAGUGCAAACAAAUUUUAUAUAUGUAUAUUUAUAUAAACUUUUAUUUUUUUAAUUAUUUUAUUUUAAAACAUUUUGUUAAAUAAGAUUUUAUCCUUUAUACAAAAGAAUUUAUAUACUUUUUUAUCUAAAACUUUAAAAUUUCGAAAGGAAAGAAUAUACAAAUCCGACUUUGAUAUUAUUUCGUAUCUCACUUUGGAGAACUCAUUUUAAUGUUAAAUGCGCUAGGUAUCCCGCCUUAUUUUACACGACAAAUAGAUAUAUAUUAAUUUUUAGUCGUUAUCCCGCAUAAAGAGUUCGCUUCGGUUUUGUUGUAGUUGAUAGAGAGCCUCUAAAGAGUUAGAAUAUUCGCUGCCUGUAUUUAUAAAUAUAUAUAAAUAUAUAUAUAUAUAUACAUUGUUACUAUCGCCUAUCGCUGUUGCUAUUUGUAUUGAUGAAUGAUGUGACAAUACUUGUUUCGUGCGCUCCUCUCUCUUUGAUAUAUCCAUUGUUAUACGUACGUUUUCAGCAGGGUCAUGCGACAUUUCGUCUCAUUUUUAGUUUUUAACCGAUGUAAUUAUUCUAUACUUAUUUAGUUAAGCUCACAAAUAGCAGCGACAAACCAUUUCUGCAAAACUAAAGAGCCAUGUGAAUAAAAGUGAGGUAAAUAUUUAUUAUAAUUAUAUAAUAAGUCUUCUUUUCUUAUGAACACAUAUUUUCGUAGAAUUUGAUAUGUCUUUUUUACUAAUGAAACGUACUUUGAUACGAUUAUAUAUAAAUAAUUAUUAAUAAUAAUAAUAUACAUAUUAUAUUACAUUUUAUAAAUUGUAAUGUCUUUAGACAAAACUUUUUUUGAUAAAUUUAUUCCAUAUUUAUUUACAUGACUCAUUAAACAUAGCUUCCUAUUAUCUGCAGCAGCGAUAUUAAAGCAUUGAUCUGAUUGAAAUCAAUAGCUGAAAUAAAAUUAUUGCGACAGAUUAGUAGCCAAGUAGCUAUCGAUUAUUAUUAAAGAGACGUACCUUCCAUGUAAUAUUUUAUUUUAUUGCGCCACAUUUAUUUUUAUAAAACGUUGCAAUACGUCACGCGGACGGAAAGACCUGCGAUCAGCAGUAGUUUCGGUUGAUUUCAGUUAACUUUCAAGCGAGUCAAUUUCCUAAUUGACAAGACGCAAUCAUAAGAGAAGACAACUCUUAGAAAACAUAACUAUGUGCUAGUAAUACAUGUGAUAGGUUUUUCAAUCCGUUUCAUAUAUAUCGUUUUUGCACGAGAAUUUCGUUUUUGUUCGAUUCUGAAGUGUAUUUCUUCUAUAUAUUGAUCACUACUGAUUCUCGUGUAGCCGUUUUACUCUCAAUCUAGAGAUAAGCGAGAGAGACUAUUCCACCAGAAAUUUUUCGCUGAGAUAUGAUAUCCAACCGAUAUACUACUACUUAAUUAGUAAUCCGCAAAAAAAGUAUUAAUUAAGCGUAGAUUAAAAUUUGUAUUAAUAAAUAUUAUAAGACAUUUUAAAUGGCAAACGACGCAAAGUGCAAAGGAGAUUUGUAUUUGUUGUUAGCUUCAAUUCGCACAAUAGAAAAAGACGAAUCAAGAGUGAUCGAUAGAUUGAUCUAUGAAGUUGCGAAGCUGAUCUCUCUCUAUCUCUUUAAAUCUCAAAAAUUAAUUAAACAUUUUUUACUCUUUUUUAUUAUUUUUCUGUUUUAUAAUUCUGUUUUACUGUCUAGCGAAAUUAAUUAAUAUAUAUAAUAAUCUCUUUCUACAUAAUAAAAAUUUUAAAAUAUGUCAUAGUAAACAAAUUCUUAUGUAAUCUUUAAAUUCUAAGAUAAGAAAUUCAGUUUGUCUAAUGAGCUCUUGUCAAUUAAUUAUGUUCUAUAUUUUAUCUAUUUUUUAUAACUAUACAUUUUAUACAAUUUAACAAAUUAUAAUUUUACAUGAUUUAUUUCUUCAUUCUUUAUUCAAGAAUAAAAUUCAUGAGAUAAGAAAAAAAUAAUUUAAAUAAUUUCAGAACUUUUGCUUUGCAUAUUGAGAAUUAUAUUUCUUCUCAAAUUCGCGACGCAAUUCCAAGUAAAAUAUGACAAGACAUGAUCCUAAACUCGUAAAUGAUUGUCGAUUGUAGCAUAAUGAGAAUAAUAUUCUUUUAUUGCCUAUAGUAUAACGGAAUGUCCCGACGAAUUAAUUAUACUUUUAUUUGCAAAAAUGAAUGGAGAAUACUUGUAAGAAGUAUGAUUCAUUAAAAUACAUAUUAAUCGUGUUGCUAUUAGAAUGGCAACGAUUCUUUUUGAUAAAUCGAGGAACGACUUUUCCUGGUUACUAUGCGCAGUCUUACCGAAGAGUCCGAUAAUCCCACGAGUCGGCUGUUGCUGCAAAUGUAACUCUAUUUUUACAUUUACGAUUUUUACAUUCAAAAGACGAACGAAACAAAACUGGUUAUCUAAAGGAAAGGCGACAGUUCAUUUACGUGGUUCAUCGGAUUCCGAUGUGGCCAGAAAGAGUAGAAUUAUUCACAAUUGCGUGCGAUGAGGUUCGAUAUGAGGAUAAUAUGCUCAGCUAUUUACAAAUUGAUAAUUAAUAAACUUGAUACUGUAAAAUUCCCACUGAUAUUGCAUGUGUGAAAGAGUUAUGUUAAUAACCCGAGGCCUAUGAAUGCGAAAGGAAAAAGGAAGAGAAAUGUAUGACUUUUGUAUUAUUCUAACAAUAUUUGCGUAAUUUAUUUUAUUUAAAUUUGUUGCAAUUGAAAAUGUCUAUCAAAAUCCUAUGUUAAUUGAAAUAUGCACACACAUGGCCUAAUUUUUUUAGCAAAAUAAAUCUCAAAGAUAAACUCUAACAGAAUGUUAUAGAAUAAAAAUACCGCUUAUGCGACGAGAAAUUUUUCUCUCUUAAUGAAAAUCUUUAUAUGAUGAAUCUUAUUAUACGAUCUACUAUAUAAUUGAUCUUAUAUGAUGAAAGUCUUUUUAUAAUUCCUCCAUCUCGAACAAAUAUGAAAACUUCAAAGCCAAUAGAUAAUAGUCUAUUGUUAUGUCUAUUUGGCAUGUCUAUCUAUCGACUUAUCAUUUUAACUAAAACUGCAAAAAUCUCAUUAAUGUAUAAAAAUUUAUUACUUUCCAAAAAAUAAAAUAAAAAAAUAUAUUAUAUAUUAGUUUUUAUUAUAUAACUCUUAUUCACGAAUUAUUUAAAUGGAGGAAAUCCGCCACACAUGAGAGAUUUUGGAAUUUUUUAAUAAAUCAAUUUGUUCGUUCUCUUACUCUCGCUCUCGGCAAAUCGCCAAUGUAAUUUAUGAGACUGUUUGGGAGAAUAAGCUGUACCACGAGACACUAAUUAAUUAUUUGUCUCUGUAGUGGUCCUGGAUCUAUUGUCACAUAAGCGAUGUAUUUACUGUAUACCUUUAAAAUUAAAAAUUACUUAUUAAUUUUAAAACUUUUCUUAUGGGAACAAAUAGCGCAAUGAAAAAGAAAAAAAAACAUUUAACUAUUUAUGUAAUAGAAAUCUAUAUCUGUGUACGCGUGUAAUAACUUUAUUUCUUUGCAGAUAAAAUUAUAAAAAUGUGAAUAACGUAGAAUUAUGCUUCUCUCGCCUUUCUACUGUUAUCACAUUUUGAUUAACAGAAGAAUAUCUCAAAUCGCAAAUCUUAAAAUAUUUUAUAAAUUAUAAAAAAUAAGUAUACUAAAUUUAUAUAUCAUAAUUAAUUACUUUUUCUUUAUCUUAUUAACUAUUCCAUAUCUGAAAACAAAAUUAAUUGUAACAAUGGUUAUCGCAAUCUAAAUUAUUUUUUAAAAAUCGCUUGAAUCUAUUUGAUUUUAACAUUUUUUGGAGAAAAUUAUAAAUAAGAGACUCAGAGAUUAAAUAAUUAAUAUUUCACUCAUAUUUCUUAAAGUUUGAGAUAUUCUCUUAUAAGUGAUAACUCGAGGUGUAUAUUAAAAGUGCACAUGUGUGUGCAUCAUCGUUUAAUCGACUGAACGUGUUGCGCGAAUGACAGAGAAGCGUGAGGACCCUGUGAGGACAUAUGCGUGACGUAUGUUAUGUGUUUAAGAUAUUUGUAAUCAAGGUAGACGGCGGUUAAAAAGAAAACCAUUCAAUGUACUAAGAACGAUGUCGAAAGAUGUCACAUCGACGCUCCAGAGAGCUGCACAUCAAGUUGCAAUACAAUUCAUAUCCUAAUUAGAUUUAAGUUGCAUCAAUGUUAAGAAGAGUGCGUGAUUAUAAUUACAUCUUUUUCUCUAUCUUUUUUUUUAUAUAAACAUAAAAAUAAAAUGCGAAAUUUAUUUAAGAUUUGAGCUCGUAAUUUUUUGCGAAACAUGUAAGUCACCGUCGUCUCCGUGUUCGUCGAUUAUAUAUUGAUAGGCCCGAAUUUUGUAAAUUAACUUAAUGAUUAAGAUAACAUACAGGAAAUACCGCGUAUUAUACAUUAACAAUUACAGUUCGUAUAUAAAAACGAGAUAUAAUUAUAAGAGACAUUUGCAUAUAUAGUCUUAGAUUUUGUAUGAUAUUCACACACAAAGUGGGAAAAGUGGGGAAAAGUGAAGUGGAUCACGUUGAAAGAUCUAUAUACAUAUAUAUAUAUAUAUAUAUAUAUAUAUAUAUAUAUAUAUAUAUAUCUGUGAGAUAUUAAGUAUACUGAUAAAACGGGCGAUCGAGUAAUUAACGCGCAUUCGAGAUUAACAUCGAAAUAACAGGUGCCCGGAUACGCACAAUCGCAAGAUUUUCAUUGUCAAAAUUUGCUUUCUCGAAGAGUAAAAUGUAUGAGAUUGUAUGUCGAAUCUGCGACGGUGCUCAUCAUCGAAUCAUCCCUUUGUAUGAAAAAUUGUAAAGCGAUAUCGGUAACAGUGCACUCGAUGUGAAAGGAAAUACAUGACACAGUAAUGAACAGUA
This is a messenger RNA of Cataglyphis hispanica, 11814 nucleotides long. It is a transcript of the gene Ptp69D, whose product is annotated as tyrosine-protein phosphatase 69D. Gene Ontology annotation, molecular function: protein binding; protein tyrosine phosphatase activity. Lineage: Eukaryota; Metazoa; Arthropoda; Insecta; Hymenoptera; Formicidae. The transcript has 11 exons. Gene Ontology annotation, biological process: protein dephosphorylation. The record is from RefSeq and is a predicted model, not a curated record. The coding region runs from base 483 to 4904 and encodes 1473 amino acids.